GGGAUGCGAGGUUGUGUAGAGCUAGCUAACCUCGCAACAAUCAUGAAUGAAGAGGAGGAGGUCUGGUCUCUUGCCAUUGCUCAGUCUUCUCCCCUCAUUCGCUCCUUCUGGAUGGGUCAGUACCUGCAGCUGGUGGAGGGGAGGCAGCCUCACUGUGACAUACCCAGUUUGUCCCAUGGCCGACAAGCCCUGCUGUCGCGCUGAGCAGGCGAGGAGGGCUAUCACCGUGGAGAUGACCUCUCUGUCUCCCAGCAUCCACGAGAUGGUGGUGGGGAGCAUCGCAAGGUUCCACCAGUCUCCUCCUCAAGAUUACGCCGCGUUCCUACUAUCAGACUGCACACUGAACUGGACAGUUGUCACUGCAUUCUUGGAGCAAAGUGUGAGGGUGGGAAACGAUGACUGUGCCGCUGGUGGUAGAAGAUGUGCUGAGCUGGCAUUCCAUGUACACAGACAGCUCGCUAGUAGAGCACUAUACAGUGAACUGGAGAAGAGAGACAGAUUUGCAUGGACACACUCACCUGAGUUGUUUGUUCGUCUUGUGAGGGAGUUGAAAUCGGAGGGUCCACUUCCGACACUUAUCACACUUCUUAUUGGCACAGCUGCACUGGAGAGAGCCCUCGGAGACGUGUAUGUGUCAGUCACUGGGUCCACUCACUGUCCACUGUUGUUGAGGGACUUGCUAGCCACUGAAGAGAUGGAGCAAGCUCUGGGACACACUGCAGUGUUUAUACUGCGUUGUGUGAUUGGCCCCCCCACUGGACUUAACCUGAGGAACAUUGUCUGGCACGGCUUCUUCUCAUACUCUGAGAUACCACCACAAUAUAGUGUGUUCAUCCUGGUGCUGGCUGCUAGUCUCGGUCCCCUCCUCUCAUCCCCUCUCUCCUUCAGACCUCACCUAACUCUCACACAGGACACACCACUGGCACUGGUCUUUCAAGAGCUUGGACCAGGGGACUGUGUUUUGCUGGAGGGGGUGGUCUCUCACUCGUUCUUUGUCCUGCCCACCAUGCUGCCAGUGUGGAGGAGUGCCCUGGAGGCAUUCACUGGAGGAAGGUACGCUGAGUGCCUUGUGCUCCUCCUUCCUUCUCUAGAGCAUGGACUAAGGAGAGUGUUUGCUGCCAGCAAUGGCUGCCCACACAGAGCUCUCACAGCCGAGUCUACAACUCUCUACACUACAUUUGAUGAGAUGUUGAGUCCGUUAUUGCCUUCUGGAGAAGCUAACAAAUUGAUCUCUGAGAUCGGAGCUAACAAGAUGGAGAUGUUGUUGGAUGUGUUGGUGUAUUCUGAGGGUCCAAGGGUCAGAGAUAGGAUCAGUCAUGGAGAGGUGGAAUUUGGACGCCUGUCGAGAGUGUUAGCCAAUCACAUGCUAUGUCUGGCCAUGCUAUUUGCUGCUCAGUAUUGCCUCAACAAAGAUCUCCUCAGACAGAGUCCACUGGUUCGGUCGUUGCUCUCUAUCGAGGCUGGCUAUGUGUCAAUCUUCCAUCCUCUCUCCAUGCUCAAACAAGAGCUUCUCCAGUUGCUUUCAACCAUGAAUGACUGGGAAAACAUUCCGAAACCUGAAGAGUUUGCUAACCUUGUCGCCCCUCACUCUAGUACUUCCCUGCUAACAGCUCUAAGUCAUGUGAGGAUUGAUGGACCAUCUGACGACUGGUGUGGAAGUGUGGGUGGUGUGAGGGAUGUGAUAGAGUGUGUGUGGGGGCGUAGGCUGUGCACACUGUAUAUGGAGCGGAGGGACCUGGAACUGGUGGGCGUAGCACGGAGGACAUUGGAGAACACUCAACAAGCAGUCUCUCAGAUACAGGAACUAGCAGCUCUGAGGUAUUCCCAAUACAUAGGCAAACAGCUGAGGUCUAGACAGCGUCCAAACUAUCAGCACCUUGUCUCAAGUCUGCCGCAGUAUUGUGGCUCAGUCUUGUUACUCAUGAUACUGUCACUGGCUUGUCUGUCUCACUUACCACUGGACAGUGAUCAUGAACCAGUCAGAAUCAUCAAGUACCACAAGAAACUGCUUCAGUUUAGUGAGAACGCCCACUCUCAGUCGUCGAGGAAUCGCUGGGAGGAGGUGGACAAACUGUGUGCUUCUCUAGCACAACUAACACUAGCCUUCCCAAAAUAAUUUAUAUCGAUAAUAACAG
Halichondria panicea is the source of this 2135-nucleotide messenger RNA. Its product is annotated as endoplasmic reticulum membrane-associated RNA degradation protein-like. The record is from RefSeq and is a predicted model, not a curated record. NCBI's taxonomy places the organism in Eukaryota, Metazoa, Porifera, Demospongiae, Suberitida, Halichondriidae. The transcript is spliced from 19 exons. Bases 47 to 2116 code for a protein of 689 amino acids.